AUGUCUACAUAUCCACAAGACGCACACAACGACAUCUACCCUUCGGAUCAGGGUCAUGAUUCCAGCAAGACAAAUAGCAAGGAGAAGAUGCCUCUCGAUAACGAGAAGGGUCACAUUGAUGACCUCCAAUCCGCUCACAAUGUCCCCGUGGUCGAGAACGGCUUCGGUGGAGGUGAGGGCGCAAAGAACUUUCGCAACAUGUCGAAAUGGGACACAACUUUUGCCCUGCUCACAAAUCAAGUGGGUCUGGGUGUUCUUUCACUUCCUAGCGUGUUGAAAACCAUGGGAAUCAUUCCUGGACUCAUUGCUAUUAUUGGCAUAGGUUUACUUUCGUGGUAUACAGCCUACGUCUUAAAACAGUUCUAUGGUCGCCAUCAGCACGUGGUCAACGUAGUUGACAUGACGAAGGUUGUUGGAGGACGACCCUUGAGUAUCAUAAGUGGCAUUGGUCUGAUGGUCCAAGUUAUCAUGACGGCUGCUUCAGCGAGUGUUACGCUCUCUAUUGCCUUCAAUACCAUCUCUAGUCACGCCGUCUGUACAGUGGGCUUCAUCGGAAUCGCUUGCCUGUGCUGCUGGGUCCUCUGCGCACCCCGAACAUCCAAGUUCGUUUCCCAGUCAGGUAUCCCCUGCAUGGUUUCCGUCAUCGCCGCUUCCAUUCUCGUUAUGGUCUCGCUCGGAGUCAAGAAUCCCACUGCUGCGCCCGCAGACUGGCACAAGGAGAUCAAGGUGGUGGCCAACCCGGACUUCCGCUCUGGACUCAACGCUUGCCUCAAGAUCUGCUACGCUUACUCAGGCAACAUCAACUUUGUCACUUAUAUGGCUGAGAUGAUUGACCCCGUCAAGGACUUUGGCUUUGCCUUGGCUUGGUUGGAGUGUGUCUCCAUCCUCUUCUACGUCGUCGUGGCCAUCGCCAUCUACUGCCUUGCUGGAGAGUACACCGUCUCGCCCGCUCUUGGCUCAGCCCCCGAGCUCAUCGCCAAGAUUGCCUACGGAAUCGUCCUCCCUGCUAUCUUCUCUACUGGACUUGCCUUUGGCCACACUGGUAUCAAGUAUGUGUACGUCCAGGUGAUGAAGCACUUUAAGCUCCAGAGCGAGAUGACUGCCAACAAUGUCCGCUCUUGGUCCAUCUGGAUGACCAUUGUGACCGUCUUCUGGAUCCUCUGCUUCAUCCUCUCCAACGCUAUCCCCGUUUUUGACUCCAUCCUGUCCAUCGCCUCGGCUACCACCAUCUCUUGGUUCACCUUUGGCUUUAGCGGUAUCUUUUGGUUCCACAUGAACUGGAACCAGCUCUUCUCCAGCCCCAAGAACAUCAUGCUGUUCUGCCUCAACAGCUUCCUUAUUGGAAUCUCGUUGUUUAUGAACGCUGCUGGCUUGUGGUCAUCCAUCACUGAGCUGUUGGAUCUGUUUGCCAACGCUUCCAGUUCCAUUCAGGGAGUCUUCUCUUGCGGUAGCAACUCCAUCUUCUGA
This is a messenger RNA of Fusarium venenatum, 1467 nucleotides long. Its product is annotated as transmembrane amino acid transporter protein-domain-containing protein. Gene Ontology annotation, molecular function: L-amino acid transmembrane transporter activity. Gene Ontology annotation, biological process: amino acid transmembrane transport. The record is from RefSeq and is a predicted model, not a curated record. NCBI's taxonomy places the organism in Eukaryota, Fungi, Ascomycota, Sordariomycetes, Hypocreales, Nectriaceae.